AUGCCUGUCCCUGUACCGGCUCCUAUAACAUAUACACCUGUACCGAUUGUAGAGGCUAAAAAUUUAUCAGAAUCCACAUUCCGAUUAAAGUAUCGUUCCAGAAAACCUGUUGUCAUUCGCGGUAUCGUACCUAGCGACUUAUGGUUCAAACAGGAAGACAUCAUCAAGAAACUGAAGACACCAACUGUCAUGAUUGCGCAUGACAAUGCCAAUUUCAUCGACAAUGACAAAUACGUCUCCAAGCGCUCCGCUGAAGACAUUACCGUAGCAGAUAUAGCUCAGGCGAGCUCAAAGCAAAGAUUAUACCUUCGAAGCAUCGUUCCAGAAGAUGUAAAGGAUGGACUAGGUCUCCCUCUUUUACAGGAAAUCGCCAAUGUCGGUUCUUUCAAAGACGACUUGAUGCGACUAUGGUUGUCGUCGGCAGGCUGUAUUACACCUCUUCACUAUGAUCGAUGUCACGGUACAUUACUCCAGUUAGCAGGAACAAAGCGGUUUGUUAUAUUCUCUGGUGACGAUACUCGUCAGUUAUAUCCGUGUGAUGGGCUCAAUGGGCCGACCCAUGCCUCACGAGCUCGGUAUAUUGGACGGCAUCUAGAUACACAGCCCAGUACCAUCUUGCAGCAAUGGCCUAAACUGCGAGAUACCGACCCUUGGCUUGUGGAUUUGCAACCGGGUGAUCUGUUAUAUACACCACCAGGAUUUUGGCAUGAAGUUACGAGUACUAGUGUUUCGCUUAGCGUCACGGUACCAUGGGACAUGACUGCUCAAGAAAUAGCCUGUGUACCAGCACACAUGGCUUUUUAG
Umbelopsis ramanniana AG is the source of this 804-nucleotide messenger RNA. RefSeq lists its product as uncharacterized. Gene Ontology annotation, molecular function: 2-oxoglutarate-dependent dioxygenase activity. The record is from RefSeq and is a predicted model, not a curated record. Lineage: Eukaryota; Fungi; Mucoromycota; Umbelopsidomycetes; Umbelopsidales; Umbelopsidaceae. The coding region runs from base 1 to 804 and encodes 267 amino acids. The transcript is spliced from 2 exons.